This is a messenger RNA of Colius striatus (speckled mousebird), 2726 nucleotides long. It is a transcript of the gene C1S, whose product is annotated as complement C1s. NCBI's taxonomy places the organism in Eukaryota, Metazoa, Chordata, Aves, Coliiformes, Coliidae. Bases 273 to 2342 code for a protein of 689 amino acids. The transcript has 12 exons. Gene Ontology annotation, molecular function: calcium ion binding; serine-type endopeptidase activity. Gene Ontology annotation, biological process: complement activation; proteolysis. Gene Ontology annotation, cellular component: extracellular region. The record is from RefSeq and is a predicted model, not a curated record.
CUGCCGAGAGCCGGAGCAUUCCCGUCGGGCGGGAGGGCUGGGAAACCGCAUCCACAGGUAGAGGGUGCUGCGAUAUUGCGAAUUAGAGCUCUCUGCCCCGGGCCCCAGCCUUGGCUGCGGGUAGAAGAGGGCGUGCACUGGAAGAGAAAACAGAAAAAAAAGAGAAAAGAGAAGAGAGAAGAAAACCAGGCAUGAACUAGGGAGAGAAGACGGUAACUCCAAAGUCCAAGUCCUGAAAGUUUUCAGAAAGGAAGAUCUGCUUUUUUUUCCAGAUGUGGUACCUUAUCUUCCUCUGUGUCCCUGUCUGGGCUGACACAACCUCCAUGUAUGGGGAGAUCUUGUCACCCAAUUAUCCUCAGGUGUAUCCCAAUGAUGUGCAGGAAUCUUGGGAAAUCCAGGUCCCUUUGGGAUAUGGCAUUCGCCUUUAUUUCACACAUCUGGAUCUUGAACCAUCACAGAACUGCGAAUAUGACUUUGUGAAGAUCCUGUCAGGUGGCCAUGUUGAAGGCGUGCUUUGUGGGCAGAAGAAACCUCGUACCCCUGGCUCCGCAAUUGUGGAGGAAUUUAAUGUCCCUUAUAACACCCUCAUUAUGAACUUCCAAUCAGAUUUUUCCAAUGAGGAUCAUUUCACUGGUUUUGCAGCCUACUAUGUGGCAGUGGACUUGGAUGAGUGCAUGGAUUUUGUGGACGAACCUUGCAGUCAUUAUUGUAAUAAUUACAUUGGAGGCUACUUCUGUACCUGUCCACCAGACUAUUUCCUCUAUGAGGAUAAGAAAACAUGUGGAGUGAACUGCAGUGGGAAUGUCUUCACUGAGCCAUCGGGGGAGAUUUCCAGCCCCAACUAUCCCAACCAGUACCCAGAGAACUCACGGUGUGACUACCGAGUGGCUCUGAGGCCAGGCUACUUUGUGACUUUGACCAUACACAGCGGGGACUUUGACCUGGAACCUGCUGACUCAGAAGGGAAUUGCCACGACAGCUUAACACUUAUCUCUGGAAAGCAGCGUUUUGGUCCCUAUUGUGGCAGCAAAUUCCCAGGUCCUCCUGAAAUCAAAACUAGGAACAAUAUUCUUGACAUAAUCUUCAAGACAGACCAGGCACUACAGCACAAAGGCUGGAAAAUACGCUACUACGGGGAGCCUGUAAGCUGUCCCCUCAGUGUCAUCCCCAACUCUGUUCUUGACCCAAAGAAGGGCAGAUAUAUCUUCAAGGACAAUGUCAAGGUGACCUGUGUGGAAGGCUAUGAAAUUGUGACGCAACGGGAUAGCAUCGUGACUUUUACCUCCAGCUGUCAGGACAACGGUGAAUGGAGCAACUCCCAUUUCAGCUGUGUUCCUGUGAACUGUGGUGAGCCCAUUCCUGUUGACAAUGCCCAAGCUGUAUACGUCUCUGAACUUCGUGAACCUCUGUACAAAGCUGCUUUCCGGUAUCAAUGUGAUGCACCUUACUAUACUCUAAAAACCACAGGGGAUGCAGUGUAUCAGUGCUCAGCCAGUGGAGAAUGGGUCAAUGAAGAGAUGGGAACAAAGCUACCAAAAUGUGUCCCAGUCUGUGGGGUGCCCAGUAAUCCAAUUCAAGAGAAAGCAAAGAUUUUUGGAGGCACUCGUGCAGAAAAGGGCAACUUUCCUUGGCAGGUGUAUUUUGAAUACCCAAGAGGAGGCGGUGUACUCAUUUCUGAAAGAUGGGUAAUGACUGCAGCUCAUGUACUGGAGGGAUAUGACAAGCCCAACAUGUAUGCUGGAGUAAUCAAUGUUGGCAGAGAAAAUCUUUACUGGGAGGGCAAGCAGCUGAUUGCAGAGGCUUCAUUCAUCCAUCCUGGAUGGACAAAGCAGCCCAUAGAAACCAGGACAGAUUUUGAUAAUGAUAUUGCACUACUGAAGCUGAGGGAUCCCGUCAAGAUGGGCCCAAACAUCUCACCCCUCUGUCUUCCCGGUAAAUCACCUGAGUAUGAGUUGGAAGAAGGGACUCUAGGCUACAUUGCUGGCUGGGGCCAGAGAGAGAAAGGAAGACUGCCUAUUUUUCUUUGGAAGGCCCAGAUUCCUGUGGUGGACAUGGAUAAGUGCAAAUCUGUGAAACCAGAGGGCUCUGCUGAUUCCAGCGCUUACCGAUUCACUGACAAUAUGAUCUGUGCCGGUGGUGACAAGGACAGCUGUAAGGGGGACAGCGGUGGAGCCUAUGCUAUCCCAGAUCCUCUUGAUGACAGGCGCUACUAUGUGGCCGGCCUGAUCUCCUGGGGACCGAAAUGUGGUACCUUUGGUCUUUACACCAAGGUGGUGCGUUAUUUGGACUGGAUUACAGAGACCAUGAGCAAGCAUGAGGAUGAAGAAGUUUAUCAGGAUUAGCUCUGUCUCCUUUCAGCACAAUCACCCUUUCUAAACAUGAUGGUUACACACCCAGGCUGUCUGUGAUCCUGCUCACUCUGUGUAUAUAACAGUCCUACUCAUGUGUCUGUCCUGAGUGAAGAGUCAGGAACGUGUAUCCGUUUCUACUACUGACAUCACGUCUUGAAGGGGAACUCCUCUUUUGUCUCCUGCUUUCUCUCAUUUUUUUCAGUCUCAUUUCUUCCCACUUUGGAAAGACCUAGACAUGCCUGACCUGGCAGGAAGAUUUCAGUGAAGACAAGAGAGAAUAAUUGUUGGGUCUCAGGGUAGAUUCAGAGUCUGGUUUCUGAAUUAUUUUGUAUUGUAUUAUCCUGUAUUGUUCAGAAUAUCCAACAGCAUUAAAAA